Messenger RNA from Passer domesticus (house sparrow), 1497 nucleotides. Its product is annotated as serine/arginine-rich splicing factor 4-like. NCBI's taxonomy places the organism in Eukaryota, Metazoa, Chordata, Aves, Passeriformes, Passeridae. The record is from RefSeq and is a predicted model, not a curated record. The coding region runs from base 284 to 1333 and encodes 349 amino acids. The transcript is spliced from 3 exons.
AUGUGACAACAAGCCUUUUGGAUGCUUGGGGAAGCCCCAAAAGGCCACAGUGUCUGGCCUCCUCCACUGGGGACACACAUCUGAAUGUGGUGGGAGAAAGGAGCCCCAUCCCAUCGUGUGCUUUCUCAGGGCACAGAGAAGAUUUGCUGGACAACAACACUGACAGGGCCUGGGUGCUGGUCCCAUUCUGCCAUGCAGUCAGGCUCUGUCUGCAGCUGCUGACAGGCCAGGAAUUCCUUUCCCAGCCUCUCAGCUCUUGCAUGCACAUAUCAGACAGGGCAAAAUGGCCUCAGAGAAAGAAGAUUUGGCAGAAAGCAGCUCCUCUUCCCCUGCUGCCAGCACCAUCCAGGUGUCCCGGGCUGCACGUCCAGGUGCUUCAGAGAACCUAAGGGCAGAAGACAGUAACUCUGAGGUGCACUCUAUCGAAGAGUCCAUCAGCUCGGCCAGCCAUACUCAAGCAGAGCAAGCUGGAUCCCACUCAGCAGAAAGAGGUCAGCAUAAUUCCCCAGGACACCAGCGCCGCAAGUCUUACAGUAGAAGCUGCAAUGGUAGCCGUGGUGGCAGCCGUGGGGGCAGCCGUGGCAGGGCCCAAGUGAAGAGCCGAAGCAGGUAUCCAAGGAGGCAUCACGAUGGCCAUGCCAGGGUCCAGCAGGCCCAAAGGUACAAUCACUCAAGCAGCAGGAGACGGCGGCAGAGCAGGGCUCGGAGCGCUGCUCGUGACAAGCACCAAAGGACCGAAGGGCAUGCCCGUGCUCUCUCAGGGAGGCGUACGCGCCGUAGGCAGGAAUACCAGGUUUCUUUCAUAGAACCGAGGGCAGUAAGGAGCCGAUCCCGGCAGAGGUCACGCAGAUCUUCCAGCCAAACACUGAGGGAGUAUCUAAGGGAGAUGGAACGCGAUGAGGGACGAGCUCUAAGGCAUGACUGCUACAUCCGUGCGUCUUCAGGGAGGAGCAGGUGCCAACAGCGAGGACGCCGGCUUUCUUACAGAGAACGGCAGGUGACAAGGAGCCGAACCCCAGGGAGGCUCCGCAGCACACUGCCUCUGAAGGACAAUCCAAGGAGGACAGAAUGCUAUGAGAGACAGAUUGAACAGGGCAUUCAUGCCUCCCCAAGGCGGAGUGAGCGCCUUCAGCAAGGACAUCAGGUUUCUUUGAUCGAACCACAGGUGUCAAGGAGCCAAUCCCAGGGGAGGUCCCGCAGCACACAGCGCCAAACACUGCGGGAGAAUCUAAGGAGGAUGGAACGUGACAUCCUAACCUCCAUGGAGUUGAGUCAGCGCCAUCAGCGGAGACGCCAGACUGGUUUCACUGAAUCACAGGUGGCAAAGAAGUGAUCCCCAUGGAGGUCCCGCAGCCAUGCUGGGCACAAGCCUGGUAGCACACACUACCAACAAGGGAAGUACUGAAUGCCCCGAUACCAGUGUCAGGAAUUAUACUACUUUAGACAAAAACACCCCCUACUAACAAUUGUAAAAAUAAAGUCAAAUCAAAUACUCAA